Messenger RNA from Polistes canadensis, 4373 nucleotides. RefSeq names its product glycoprotein 3-alpha-L-fucosyltransferase A (gene FucTA). The coding region runs from base 674 to 2134 and encodes 486 amino acids. The transcript has 8 exons. Gene Ontology annotation, molecular function: alpha-(1->3)-fucosyltransferase activity. The record is from RefSeq and is a predicted model, not a curated record. Gene Ontology annotation, cellular component: membrane. NCBI's taxonomy places the organism in Eukaryota, Metazoa, Arthropoda, Insecta, Hymenoptera, Vespidae.
CUAUCGAAAAGGGCAGAAGCAACGGGCUGGGUCGCUCGUCUAGAAGCUAGACGUUAGUUCUGCAGUUUGUUACGCGCGCGAGUUUUUGCCAGAGAGAGAGAGAGAGAGAGAGAGAGAGAGAGAGAGAGAGAGAGAGGAGAGAGAGAGAGAGAGAAAGAGACGACAGCGAGUUGUCUCGAGCGCGCAUAAGCGCUCUGGCUAGCGCUCUGGCUAGCGCUCUUGUAAGAAAAAUAUCGUAUAGUCGAACUCUAAGGGGUUGGUUGAACGCGUCUUCUCUUUUUUCCCCCACCUAUUUCUUUUCGACAUGUGACGCGACGGUGUUCGACGACGUUUCGUCGAACGACGUCUGACAUCGUCCUGCAAUAUCUUGAGGACUUACGCGUCUUUCGACGACGUCGUCGUCGUCGUCGUCGUCGUCGUCGUCGUCGUCGUCGUCGUCAUUGUCAUCAUCAUCAUCAUCAUCAUCAUCAUCAUCAUCAUCAUCAUCGUCGUUUUCGUUGUCGUUGUCGUUAUCGCCGUUCUUUACCGCGGUCGACCACGUGGUGGUGAACGAGCCUCGUAUCGAGGAGGUUUACUUUAUGCUCGGCCGAAUGUCGUCACACAAGAAACAGAAGGAGUCAAGGAGAAGGUAGAAGAAAAAGAAUUUCAUUUUCUUGAGUAGGAGACUGACGGUAUGGGUCUGCCGCGUUUGUCGUUGAAGAGAUGCUUCCUUUACGUGUUUUGUUUGACGGGGAUGUUGCUGGUCCUUAUGAACGUACGUCAAAAGGAGAUCUGGCAUGCGAUGAGAUCAGAUCCAGUUCAAGUGCAAGUGCAAUCUCUUCGCGUACUUGGAGACACGACCAAGUCGCAGAUGAAACAUGAUUGGCCUUUGAAAUCGAAGAAGUCGACGAUACGGAUAAUGCAAACGAUUCGAGAGACGAUCAAGAGAAAAGACGUAAAUAACGAGCUGAAUUCGACUGGGACGACGAUCUUGUCGGAAAAUUCGGUAGUUUCUCUGGCUCCAUCGAGAAGACCGUGGUAUAUGAAAGGUGGAACAAGAAGACCAUAUCCGGCUAUCAAAUCUCGUCAUACUGGCCGAAGAUUAGCACGUUUGUGGCCUGAAGAGGAUACUUACGAUGACCGUGUGACUAAUCAAUUGAUGUUUUUGCCGCCUGAUUACAAUCGAACAGAAGAGCAUAGAUUUAAAAAAAUUAUGGUACCUCAUGGUAUGGGAGAGGCCAAAGUUGGUUCAGAUAUUUUCGUUCAACAUCGUUGUCCUGUUAACACGUGUACCAUCGUUCGUGACAAUCCAAAUGAGGCUGAUUUAAUUUUAUUCAAAGAUUAUGUAACAUAUGUGGGACGAAGACCCCGUAAUCAGGUUUGGAUGCUGUAUUUUUUAGAAUGUCCUUAUCACACGCAAAGCGUGAAAAAUGCUCUAAUCAAUUGGACGGCGACUUAUCGUCGUGACAGUGACAUAGUUGCACCCUACGAAAGGUGGCAAUAUUACGAUUCUAGUGUCAAACAAAUAUCUCAAACUUUUAAUUACUCUGCUAAUAAAACAAAAAAGGUCGCCUGGUUUGUUUCCAACUGUCAUCCACGAAAUCAACGUAUGCAUUAUGCCAAGGAACUGUCCAAGUACAUUCAAGUAGACAUUUACGGUGCCUGCGGUACAUUACGUUGUCCUCGUUCACAGUCGCAAACUUGUUUCGACAUGUUAGAUGAGGACUACAAAUUUUAUCUCGCAUUUGAGAAUUCCAAUUGCAAGGACUAUAUAACAGAAAAGUUCUUCGUGAACGGGCUUGGGCACAAUGUUUUACCAAUCGUGAUGGGAGCACAUCCAAGCGAUUAUGCACGAAGUGCACCCUACAGAUCCUACAUCCACGUGGACGAAUUCGAAUCGCCAAAAGAAUUGGCAACUUAUCUUCAUCGUUUGGAUAACGACGACGAACUUUACAAUUCGUAUUUUCGAUGGAAAGGCACGGGAGAAUUUAUUAACACAUUUUUUUGGUGUCGAGUAUGCGCCAUGUUGCACGACGAUCGUCCUGCCAAAUUUUAUAAGGACGUUAACGAAUGGUGGAGGGGCGAAGGUGUUUGUACGACUAGUUCUUGGCGUGAACAAGAAAGAUCGAAAAAAACACGCUUGAGGAACACCUGAGAACGUUAACUAAACGUUCUUCUUAAAAUAAUCUAAAAAAUAACUUUCGGAAUUUUUCCUAUUCUCUAAAAUUCUGAAUCCUUGUUGAUGUGGGAAGAUCGAUUCUCUCGUCAUCAUCGUAAAUAAGGGAUUUGAAAACGAAGAAAACUAUCAAACAAUCACGACGAAUUGUGAUUAAUUCGUCCAAGGUUCGAAUAAUGUUAGAUUAUAUAUUCGCGCGUUAUGGUCUGAUUACAUAUCGUAUACGCAUGGAUCUUAAUGAUCAAGAAUUGUCGUCAAAUUAUUAAUACGUAUUAAUUACGUCGUCGUCGUCGUCGUCGUCGUCGUCGUCGUCGUCGUCGUCGUCGUCGUCGUCGUCGUCGUAUCGUAUGGAAAUGCCGUCUAGUUGGAAUUGCAAACAUUGACUCGUAUCACUAGAACCUUUCUUCUUUCAUCUGAUCAUCAUCUAGUCAAAGAAAAUGAUCCUUGAAUUGUUUCGUAUUGUCAUAUGCAAAAAGUAAUAUUAAGAAUAAGUAAUUGAAUUAUUUAAUCUUACGUUUAUGCUUCGUUUAUUUUCAUGUAUUUUUAAAUGAUGCUUAAUUGAGUCUUUAUGAAAAUCAGUAUGAUUCCUUUUCGAUCUUUUGAUACGAUAUUAUUGUGUGAUUUAAGUGUUCAAAUUUCUUCAAUUACAAUUUGAGGAAUGAGAAUACAUACUUGUUACGAAAUAUAGGCUUGGAAUUAGAUGAGAUUAUAUCAGAUUGGUAUAAUAUAUCUAGGACGAAAAAGUGAGAUAACUUAUUAUUAUUAUAUUAACUAUAUGAUUUGAAUUUUUUAGCGAGACUACAAUUUAGUCUAGUUAACUUAAAGAAAUAAAAUAAAAAGAAGAAAUUUAACCUAACGGAUAUAAAUUUCUAUCGUCGAGUUAUUUUGAUAGGCGAUAAGGGUCGUAUGUCGCUUUCUUCUAGGUUCCUACGAUAUUAAUAUUUAAUAUAAUAUACUGUGCGCACAAGCAGCUUAGGUAUUAGAACAAAUUGAUGCCGAAUAUAUUAAAAUAGAUGUACCAAAGCAAUCAACCAAAUAUUGAUAAAAGCAGCAUGACAAAUUCUAGUACCUUUGCCUUGGGGUAAAACCAAAAAAAAAAAAAAAAACAAAGAGAAGAAGGAAUAAAAUAGUUAUUUUAUAAAAAUAUAUAUAUAAUUGAAAGAGUAACGUGACUAAUGCAAGUGCUCGCGUUUUAGUAUUCAAUCGUAUUUGCAAUAAUAACUUCUGUUAUUACGUUAUCAUUUAAAUAUUACAUUUUUAUUGUAUUUUUUCUUACUCGUUGAUUUUUUUUUUAUUUUCCAUUAACUUCAAACAUACCAUUUUGUUAAUUUAUUUGUUGUUCAAUUAUAUCAUCGUAUAUUUAUAUAAAUAAGUACAUCGAAGAAUCCCAUCGAGUUUUGUUAAGUAAUAAAGUAGUAAUCUUUCGAUAGUAGUGAUAGAAAUAAUAGUAGUAGUAGUAGUGUAGUAGUAGUAUUACAAUAGUAAUAGUGCGAACAAAAUUUCUUUCAUCGAUCUUUACCAUUUGUGUUUCUUAUCAUUCCUCUCUCAUAAAGUUGGUGCUGCUUUAUAAUUGGUGCUGAUGUACGGUUUAUGUGUGGAAUAGAAUAUACAAACGAUAUGUGUAAGAAAAAUAAGUAACAAAAGAAAAAGAAAAAGAAAAAUAACAAAAACAACAAAUACAACAAAAUUGAAAUGCAUAGAACGUACGCGCGUAUAUUUGCGAUUUAGUAUAAUAAAUAAAUAAAUAAAUACCACGAUGUUAUUAUAUAUUAGGAUAAUUAUUUAUUGAAGUGAUCACACACACACACACACACACACACACACACAAACACACUCGCUGCGAGAGAUUAGAUAGGGCUAUUAUUUGUAUAUAUAUACAAUUAAAUAAAUAAAUAAUUAUAUAUAUAAAUAAUAUAUGAUAGUUGGUACGCGUCUGUCGUUUUAUUCGUUGUAUAGUAAGAAGUAAAAAAGGAAAAAAAAGAAAGAAAAUCGAAAAUGAAGGAGACUCUAUAUAUAAUAAAUAUAGAAUUAUUUAUAUUUAAUGUAGAGAAAUACGUUAUCGUAUUCCUAAGUAAAUAAUAUGUGGAAUUUGUCGGACGACGAAUAUCGUAUCGGUAUCAUCACUCGUUCUCGUAAUAUCGUCGUGUCGAAUAUCGAAUUGAUAUAAUUUCAUACAUAAUUUAUAUUUCUUGAAAAAAAAAAAAAAAAAAAAAAAAAA